CAGUGGACCCAGACCCACCACUGUGAGUUUAAAGAAAUAUUGUAGUUACUUAUGAACUGCCGUAGGGUAAGGUCGUUCCAUUCGUCGUGCUUCAAGUGUUCUUGUUGUGUUGCAGUUAGCCCUGUUUGUUUGUUCCUGUGUGUUUAACGAUUACAAAUGUUUUCGUUCACAUCGUCGUUGGUGGUAUUCCUUUUCUAGUCAGGAUGAAUCGAGUUUCAAGCUAACUUGAUUUAAACUGACUAAGUUGAAUUUAAGAAUAACGGAUGCCGGAUAACGUGUCUGUCAGUGUGGAUCAACCGAACAGAAAUCAGCAUUCCACCAUGGCCACAUUUGAUAACCCUUCGUACUUCACCAUAUCUGGUCAGUCGCCGGUCGCCACAGCCACAUCGCCUACUGAUGUCGUCGAGUCGAUUGGAGCCAAACCAAAACGAUUCAAGAGUUGGUUCAAACUGCCCAAGAGACCUUUUCGAUCGAAGAUAGCGUUGAAUCAACCCGAAAAUGCCGAAAGAAUGUCAGAAAAUUCCCCGCUCUCUUGUGCUUCUCCCGAACCCGAAACUCAGAGCAAUCCCAAUGAUUUUGCUCACAGUGACGUCGUUUAUUAUAAUUUUUGUCCGACGACACAAGAAACUGUGGCUUCUGCGGACGUCAACAACGAUGACGACGUCUUUAGUGACACUUCCACCAUCAAAGGGAAUGGAUCGACACGUACACUCAGUCGACGGAGACAUUCUUUGGGUUCGUGGUUUCGUUCAUCGUUAGCCGCCGUUCGCAAACAUAACAUGGGUUCGUCAACCGCUUCUGGAUUGGAAUCUCACGGAACUGCUAUCGAACCAGCUGAAAGACCGUCUACUUCGUCAGAACGAGCGCUGUUGGCCCGAAACGUCUCUACAUCCGCCAACUGCGUUUCUUCAGCGUCUGCUCGAGAUGUUCGUACGCCCGAGAGGGGGCGGUCAACCGAGACAAAGCCGGGCAAACGAAGUCGAUUGCCGGUGGCGGUCAAAAGUCACGUCGAACUACGCGCACGUGCCCGUUACGCCCGCCAAGAGAAAUUGGUACGCGAUAACAAAGCCGUUUCAACGUCAAGAAUCCCGCGUGCAGUUCAAUCCCCGCAUCAACGACACCAAACAACUAGUCUCGAUCGAAGAUACACGAAAAGCACAGAAGUUUUAGCUUCGAAACCGGAAGACGUGACGUCACCAACGCCCCAGAAACCGACGGCUCCGACGGCGACGGCUACCGAGCAGUUGGAAGAGGAAGAUUCGUUCCAGCAAAGAGAAGACUCAUCUUCUUCGCGAAGAAAGAGCCUUUCUUCGGCCACGAGUCGUCAGAGAUUCGUUCAACGUAGCCGCACCAUCGAGGAUCGACAUCGGACCAGCUGCUGUGGGAGGAUGGCUGCCGCUGCAGCGUCGACGUCUUCUCGCGGUGAGCGCCGUCGCGCCUCAUUCGACGCCGCUAGCCCGUCGACUCACUCUCGGCGCCGUUGUCAGCGAUGUCGCGACAAAGCCGAACCAAUCGGAGCCGAAAAAGUUGAUGUCGUCAUCAUCUUCAGCAAGAAUUGCAUCGUGGCCUACCAAUGGAUCACCUACCUAACUGAAAUUCUCAGUAAAAUUUUCAGCUGUAGCGAUCGACCUCCUACACGAGUAACUUCGCGCGAUGUGGAAAGCCUAGUGGAUAGCAAAUCCAUAUCGCCAAGAGGCCAACGCCCUCGGCCACCCAAUCAGCCGUCAGCUAAAUUGCAGAAGAACGAAUAUCAAAACGUGAUGGCAGAAGAACAUUCGGAUGCAGAAAGAAAUGUCCGUCAACACGCCCUACGUAAAACGGUGGCCACCGCUUCUUUACAGAUAGUUCUGUUAUCAAAGGCGCUUCUCAAUCAUGUCGGCUUACACGCCAACGAUCCAUUGGGGACCAUUUUGCACCAUAAACGAGUUCUCGGACUAUUUCUCGGGGUCAAUGAAAGCAAAGAUAUAAUGCCACUACAUCGAUCAGCUCUAUGUUCCUUUGAUUUCUGGCCAAAAAUCACCAUGAUGGAUCAAGAUAUGAAAUCUGUUACCGAGUUUGGAAAGAGGGCGCAAGAAAUUCUCGGCCGUUCUCAGCCAGUUGUCCUCGUAGAAGCGAAUCUCCAACCGGCCCGUUUCAAAAUCACACCCAAGAAACUGCGAUCGGGUGAAGAACGGGUGACGUUAAUUCUGCUGGAAACCACAGAAAAUAUACAAGUUCUGGCCUCCAUUUAUGUGGGCAUUGAUUCGAAGAAAUCCGUCCGCAUCGAACAAUUUUCAUGGGUCAAUCCGUAUGUGGUUAACUUCAACAUGCCUAGAACGUUUCUCGAGCGGGGAAUUAUAGUCAAAGUCCAAUUAAAAGUCGGGAAUGCUUCAUGGGGUGUUCGUGACCUGAAGUGCCAAAGCAAAUUGGGUGAAAUAGCGGUUUUGCUUUCCAAAAACCAGCUGAUGGGAUCCCCCACUGACAUUAUGUGUCAGGCUUUAAACAUCAGUCCAGUUGAUAAUGAAGAGCUGGACAUAGUAUUGACUAAUAGCCUAGACAAAGCCAAAGUGGCUCUUUCGUCUUUUUGUCUAAAUCAACCGGAUAACGGAAAAAGAGAAGAAGAAUAUCCCACUCUGCUACAUUUCGCAGCACGUUACGAUCUGAAAAAUUUGAUGUGGGAAUUGCUGGAGUGUGUUGGUUCCAUUCAGGCUUUGUAUGUCCGUAAUCGUGACGGUUGUACUGCUCUUCAAUUGGCGGAAAUGAACGGUCACGAAGCCAUCGUCAAUUGCUUGAACAGUUUCCUCGAAGCAGUGGAAGCGGAUAAAGCAGAUUCCGAUAAAAAAGUUGGAAACUGGGACUACGUGCCAAUGGAUCAUUCCAGGAAAGUCGACGAUACUGAAAUCGGUGACUACGAUAAUUUACCCAAACCAAAACCUGUCCGCCACUUUGCCCCUGAUCACGCAGACGAGGUUUCAUUAGAACAUUCAAAUGAUCUCCACAACGAAUACAUAGUCGUCUUGCCUAAUGCCUCAAUGCAGCGAAUCCACGAGGGGCCAGAGAUAGAACGAAGUGCUGUUGAGGAACGUGCAAACGUAGAGACAUCCGGAAAGCUCUCAAGUUUGAAGCAAAUUAAGUCGAAGGAGGAAAAACGACAAAUACUGCCUCUAGAAGACAGUAGUGCCAGCGAUACGCUGCAAGACGAAGAAGCGUCUUGCAGUGCAGUUAAACCAACUAAUUGCCAGCCGUCUGCAUUCACCUCAGAACUUACUGCUACAGUUGUGGCAUCUCGUGGAUCAAGUCCAUUGUCUAAUUGGUCAUCGUCAGAUCGUUCGAGUGUCACAAGCCACCUGAGUCACGAUAGCGGCACUCACUUUGAAUCUUCGGAAGAAAAAAAAGUGCUGGCUAACAUCCAUAGUGACUAUGACGUCCUUCCAUCGACAACGAUUCUAAUGCCGCAUUUUGUAAUGCCAAACUAUGUUGUUCCGCCUCCGCCAAGGCCAGUGAACGGGAAAAACUUGGAAAUUAGAGAAAAUGAGGCUUAUGUUCCUAGUCAUCACCAACUGAUCAGGUCUUCGUCUCCCAGACUGACACCACGCCCCCCUGCAGAGUUUCGAAAUCCAUUUGAAACUAUUGAACUUAAUCCACGAGCCAGCCAGGCCGUUUUAGGAGAAGAUCUUGGAUUAAUAAUACCGAACGAAGAACCUGAGUUCAUGGAACAACCUCCUAUAUUAUUGCCUACGUAUUCAAAAAAUAAAGGCACUAGUCAAGCUAAUGAAGAACAAUCAGUUUACAUGGAGAUGACCCCCAGAUCGUCCCGAAAGUGCAUAUUAGAUGACAUAAACACUGAAAGUUCUUUUUUUAGCAGUACCGGUUUAGAGGAAGAUAACUACAUCACAACAGCGGAGCUGAACAUGCCUUCAAGUUGUUUGGCUAGUACUGUUCCUCGUAACAAAGGAGGGCUUGCUGCCAGGCAGCGAGCGCUGCUUCAAGCAACAAAAAACAUUUCGCACUCUGACAAUCAGCUUUUGGCAAGCAAUCUAGAAACUAUGUUAUCAGAUUGGUACUCGGACCCGUUUCUGGCUCCAACUCUACCAACGCCGAUACCUGCACCGAGGUCUCACGAUGCAAAUAUUAUUCCCCAGGUUCCACCUCGAUCAGCGAAACCGACUCCUAGUCCGUGUCGCAGUCCAAAAACCAACAGACGAAAGAUCUAAACAAUGUACAUUUAAGCUGAAAAGCUGAUCCGUUUUCCGUUUAACGAGAAUCUUCAUGGGGACAACUAAUUUUUUCUCUCCUCCACUUCCGUUCGUAAUGUUUGAUUGACUUUGUUUUCAUUGCCGCGUUUCAGUUAUCCCAACGGCGUGCGCCGAAUUGUUAUGUAUCUAGUCUUAUGUAUCGCAGUGGAUGCGGCAAAUUUUUAAAGUUGGCUAUUUAAAAAAUGGUAGUUUAUCUCAUUUUCAUAAUCCGUCUGAUUUGAUUAUGACGCAAUAGUUAGGAAGGAGUCAACUAAUGUUGCUGCGUAUCGUUUCGUGAGAAACUUACGCAAACCAUCAUCGUUUUUCUAUAUUUAUCGAAGUUCAAUUUCUUCAGUAUGAUGACUGUCAUUUGCUCUAUUCAAUACAUCGAAGAGUACGUA
This is a messenger RNA of Daphnia magna, 4615 nucleotides long. RefSeq lists its product as uncharacterized. Bases 264 to 4193 code for a protein of 1309 amino acids. The transcript is spliced from 21 exons. Gene Ontology annotation, cellular component: cytosol. The record is from RefSeq and is a predicted model, not a curated record. Lineage: Eukaryota; Metazoa; Arthropoda; Branchiopoda; Diplostraca; Daphniidae. Gene Ontology annotation, molecular function: fibroblast growth factor receptor binding; transmembrane receptor protein tyrosine kinase adaptor activity.